Molecule: messenger RNA, 606 nt
Organism: Sphaerulina musiva SO2202
Lineage: Eukaryota; Fungi; Ascomycota; Dothideomycetes; Mycosphaerellales; Mycosphaerellaceae
Exons: 2
Coding region: 1-606 (201 amino acids)
Source: RefSeq, a predicted model, not a curated record
AUGCAAUACCAACUCUUCAGCCUCGCGGCUCUUGCAGUAGCAUAUGCCUACGCACAAGAAGAUUCCACAGCAAGCGGUUCAUCUGACGCUGCCGAACUCCUCUCCGUCGUCUCCGUCCUCCAAACCGCCCUUCCUUCCUCCCUCAUCAACGAAGCCCUCACCAACUCAGCCGGCGUCUCCUCCCAACUCGCUUCGGAAUUCGCAGCAGGAGAAACUCCUGCGUGGUUUACGGCGCUGCCGACAGCUGUGCAAACAUAUUUGAUUCCUGCGUUUGCGAAUGCUACGGGGACCAUGUCUACUGCUGGAACUGGUGCGUUGAUGACUACUACUACUCCUGCUGCUACGGCUACUGCUACUGGUGGUAGUGGUAUGACUGGCAAUGGCACGAGUUCUGCAUUUGUUCCUUCUUCUUCUUCUUCUUCUUCUGAUGUUUCGUCGAGCCGCAUGUCGACUGUAAUGACUGAGUCGGGAAAAAUAGGUGCUUCGGCUACGGGGACUCGAGGAUCUUCUUCUUCUUCAAGCGAGGCCGGGGCUGCGAUGCCUACGGGUGUAGCUAUGGGAUUGGCUGGAAUGGCAGCGGGGAUUAUGGGCGUGAUGGCUUUGUAG